Molecule: messenger RNA, 1679 nt
Organism: Zea mays
Lineage: Eukaryota; Viridiplantae; Streptophyta; Magnoliopsida; Poales; Poaceae
Exons: 1
Coding region: 95-1528 (477 amino acids)
Source: RefSeq, marked provisional
CGGCUGGAGUCUGAAGAGAGGUCGUCGUCUCGUUGGACAGCCGAACAACAGCCAGCAGUCCACAUCAAGGUUCCUGAGUCUGCACUCUGCAGCCAUGGGAACCAUCGUCCACGGCGGGCGGAGCGGCAUGAUGAAGCAGCUCAACGUGGGGGGCAAGCUCUUCUCGCUGGAGGCAAGCUCCCUUUCCCUCCCCAUGUCUAUCGGUUCCCCUUCCCCUACCCCAACAUUCGUGGACCGCGACCCAGCCCUCCUAUCCGCCGUCCUCGCUGCCAUCCGCUCCCCGUCCACCGCAGCGCCCGACUUCCCCGCGCGCGUCCUCCUCGACGAGGCCAACUUCUACGGCCUGCACGCCCAGCUCCUCGCUGCGCUAUCUCCGCCGCCGCUCCGCGGCUUCUCAGCCUCCCUCGCCUCCACCCUCUGCCCCUCCUCCGAGCCCUUCUCCACCGCCCUUGCGCCGCACCACGACGGGUCACUAUGCCUCGCCCAUGGCGCCGGGCUGGUCACCUAUUACUCCCCAGCGCUGGAUCACCGCGCCACCAUUCGGACCCACCUCCACCGCGUCACCUCCCUCCUGCAGCUGCCCUCCAGUCUCGCCGUCCUUGGGUCUGACUCCGCUCCUGGGCUUCACGUGUACGACUUUCUCGAUGGCAAACAUGUCGCCUCCGUUCAGUGGUCGGAUCCCACUGACACUCGCACCAGCAAGGCGAAGGUCGUCGCCAUUGCGGCCCGUCCUCCAGCUGAUGCCGCCGAUAAGAAUUCACCGAUCUUGGCAACGUUUGAGUGCCCUCAUCGGGAAAACUGCAUCAUGGCUGUUGACCCUGUAACUCUGAAGCCUACACAGGAGAUUGGCCGGCAAAGUGGUAGUGCGGCUAAGUCAUCGGCACCAGGUCGAGUGGUGCACCUGCAGGCACUUGGUCUGGUGUUUGCGUCAUUCGUUAGUUCCGGGGCAUUUGGCUACUCUGGCUAUAUGAGGCUAUGGGACAUUCGGUCUGGGAAUGUGGUGUGGGAGACAAGCGAGCCAGGGGGAGCUGGAAGAAGCAGUAGGUUUGGGGAUCCAUUUGCAGAUGCAGAUGUGGAUGUGAAGCAGCAGGCAAUAUACAAGGUUUGCUCAAAGUCAGGAGAUUUAGCAGUGGCAGACCUGAGAUGCCUUGGCGAUGACCCCUGGGUGUAUAUGUCAUCAGGACCACGAGGGAGCGCAGGAGGCUAUGGCAGUGUUCUGUGCUGUCACCGCUCUCAAGUUUUUGUCAGCCGAAAGGAUGGAUUGGAGGUUUGGUCCCGACUGGAAGAGCACCGCCACAACACAGGGGAAUUGACAGAGCAAUCAGGAGUAAAGGAAAGACCCAAAAAUGAAGGAAUUGAUGACAGAUUUUAUAGGAGUUGCUAUGUGGACACAGAAAAGGAUGCUAAGCGUGGGAUGAUACAGAUGAUUGAAGGGGGUGGAGACCGCUUGUUUGUGACAAGAGAAGAGAUGCAAGGUGUGCAAGUGUGGGAGACCUCCCACCUUGCUGGUUCUACUUCUCUCUCGUAGCUUUAUUCUCUUGUGCACAUGGAGUGACCAUUCAGUAGGUCUACCAAGAGAAUUGAAAUUGCAUGAUGCCAAUAUUGUUCUUGGUUCAUGGCUUCAUGCAUAAUUUGACAUUGAACAAAUAUGUGUUUUAUGUAGUCUUGGCUCUCAAGAU